UUUUUCUUUGCACUAGAAUAUAUACCUAAAAUGUUGUCUUGUGUAACAAUCCCGCUCUUGUUUUUGUUGGCUCAUAAAACCAUGUUACAAAGGACUGUAUGAAAUAUAUUUUAAAAAAUAUGUAUCAAUCAUUACAUAACAUAACAGCAUUUGUGGUUGUAAAACUGUUGGCAGAUAGGCUAAAUCCUGUUUAAAAGUACUUCCCAUUCACUAAAAAUAGCAGUGCUAUUUGAAGUCAAGCUCAAAACACCUUUAGCUUCUCAUCUCUGUGGUGUCUCCUUGAAUGAAGAUUAUGGAUUUCCCUAUGGGUACUGGAAAAAUGUCCCUUUCGGGAAGUUAUUUAGAUUAUCUUUUUGAAAACGACUCUGAUUUUUAUAACUACACUGACACCUGCUGUUCAAGUGGUGAGGUGUGCGGCACGGAGGAUGGGAUGCGUUUUGAACAGGUUUUCCUCCCGGUGUUCUACUCCCUGACGCUGGUCCUGGGCCUGCUGGGUAAUGGGCUGGUCCUAGUGGUUCUUGUCAAGAGGAGGCGGAGCUGGAGCGUGACAGACACAUUUAUCCUGCACCUUGCUGUAGCUGACACCCUACUGCUCCUCACACUGCCUCUCUGGGCAGCUCAGGCCGCUGCGGGCUGGAGUUUUGGGACGCCUCUCUGCAAGAUCACUGGAGCCAUGUUUACAAUCAACUUUUACUGUGGCAUCUUCCUGCUGGCCUGUAUCAGUCUAGACCGCUACCUGUCUGUGGUCCACGCUGUCCAGAUGUACUCGCGCAGGAAGCCCUGGAUGGUGCAGGUCAGCUGCCUGUCCGUCUGGCUCCUCUCACUGUUUCUCUCCAUCCCUGACUGGUACUUCCUGGAGCCUAUUAGGGAUACCAGACGAGAAAAAGUAGAGUGCGUCCAUAACUACCCAAUCUCCUCCCAGUCCGGGUUUGACUGGCGCCUCGCCUCUCGCCUGCUCUACCACAUAUUGGGCUUCCUCCUCCCCUCAGCAGUCCUGAUAUUCUGCUACUCAUACAUCCUUGUACGGCUGCUGCAUGGCUCCCAGGGUGCCCAGAAGCAAAGAGCUGUUCGGGUCAUUCUGGCCCUGGUGCUGGUCUUCUUCCUCUGCUGGACACCCUACAACAUCACCCUCAUGGUGGACACACUCCAUGCCAACAACACCAUUGAGGACACUUGCGAGACCCUUAAUGCCCUGGACAUCGCCAUGACAGCCACAUCGUCCCUAGGCUACCUGCACUGCAGCCUCAACCCUGUGCUUUAUGCCUUUGUGGGGGUGAAGUUCCGGCACCACCUGCUGGACAUGCUGAGGUCUCUGGGCUUCAAGCUGGUGAGAGGAGUCAGUGUGCACCGCACAAGCCGCAGGAGCUCUGCAUGGUCUGAAUCUGGUGACACCUCCCACACCUUUGCAAUCUCCUAAGAUAUUUUCUUUUUAAUCAUGUCGCUACUGAGUUGUCAUUGAGUCAAUAAGUGGCAUAUCAAUGUGUCCUUUAGUCCAUUUCAGCUCCAGGGACUGGAGGAAAUGUUUAUAAGCUUUUAGCUAAUAUCAUGCAUAUAAUUAUUGCCUAGUUUAUACUCUUUUAAAAAUGAUGUAAGUGAUAUAUGCUUUUCUAGUGAUUUACAUUUAAAUUGUACUCAUGUUACAUACGCUCUUAUUGAAAAGAAACGUACAUUUCCAUCUAUGGAUUUUCUAUCACAUUGCUAAAAAUGAAAUUAACCAAACUUUCAUAUAUAUGUCUCUUUUGAAUUACAUUGUUGAAGAAAGUUUACGUUUUCCGUCUGUGGAAUGUAUUAAGUUCUUAAAGUGAUUUAAAGGGAUAGUUUGUUCUAGAUUCAUCUUUGUGUGACAUAACACUUUCCUUGAGUUAUUCUUGAAGGCACAAGGAGUCAUUUUUCAGGUUCUUGGAGGUAAACAACACCCCUAAGUCUAAUUUGAAAGUGUUUUGGAGGCUUCCACCUGCAUUGCAGCUUUUGUUACUUGGGACACACAGUUUCAAUUCAUUCAUUUGGAUAAUAAUAAUACUAAUUCCAGACAGGGACAGAGCUGUGAAAAAAGACUCCAUGGGCCUUCAAGAACAACUCAAGGUAAGUGUUAUUUCACCCACAAUUGAGUCGAGGAUGAACUAUUCCUAUAUGCCUUCUUUUGUCAUUGUGAAAUUCCUGGAAGAUGUUUUGUUUAUUACAUGUAUGUACUAUUUUGAAAUAAAUCCACCGCCUCUUUUGCCCUGGA
Esox lucius (northern pike) is the source of this 2227-nucleotide messenger RNA. RefSeq names its product chemokine (C-X-C motif) receptor 3, tandem duplicate 1 (gene cxcr3.1). The transcript has 3 exons. Gene Ontology annotation, molecular function: C-X-C chemokine receptor activity. The record is from RefSeq and is a predicted model, not a curated record. Gene Ontology annotation, cellular component: membrane. Bases 284 to 1417 code for a protein of 377 amino acids. Lineage: Eukaryota; Metazoa; Chordata; Actinopteri; Esociformes; Esocidae. Gene Ontology annotation, biological process: chemotaxis; immune response; regulation of leukocyte migration.